GUAGCGGCGAGAUCGGUCACUAAAAAUUUGAAUCUGAAGGGUGCGUGAACUAUCAGAUCAUCAAGAGAAAAGAUUCACUCGAACGUUUAGAAUUUGGAUUUUAUUGUUCUAGUUUGGAUUCGGUUUCAACACUUUUUGACAGGUGAUCAGAACGCGUGAAGGUGCGCGGGAGAUUGCAUUUGCGCAGGCACGUGUCGCAGAUUUUUGAAUGCACCUGUCGGGUGCCGGCCGUCGUGGACGCAAAGAAGUGAUGCAGCAACAACAAAAAUAGUGUGACAAGUGCCAAAUUUUCCAACCAGUGAAUUGCGGUUGUUACUAUUGAUGCAUGAUUUAUUAUAUCACCGAGAGAAGUGUGGAAAAGUGAAUAAAAUAUAGAAGAAAUUGCGCGCCGUAGGAGCAAAGAUCAAGAGUGAAAGGUUUUUCGGUGGUGGUCGAAGAGUAGUUUAACUGUAACGGCCAGAAGCGAAUGAAAGAUGGAGAACAACGCUUACAUCGGCGAGGAAACCGGGCAGACUCGAAUCGAGGGAAUUACCGUGACAAAUGGAAGUAUUAUUUACCAGAAUGGUGCCUUUAAUGGACAAUCACAUCACGUAGCCAUCAACACCCCCGCAACGAAUGACAACAACAACAACCCCCCUGAUGACCCGACUCCCACCGUCCGAGAGAAAUGGGGCAAAAAUAUAGAAUUCCUGCUGUCGUGCGUGGCCUUGUCGGUGGGUUUCGGAAAUGUGUGGCGCUUCCCCUACACGGCGUUCAACAACGGCGGGGGCGCCUUCGUCAUCCCGUAUCUCAUCGUGCUGUUCGUCGUCGGUCGACCGAUCUACUACCUGGAGAUGGUUUUGGGUCAGUUCUCCAACCGGGGCUGCGUUAAAGUUUUCGAUCUGGCUCCACUGAUGCGAGGCAUCGGGGUGGGUCAGACGGUGGCCAUAUUCACCGUCAUCACUUACUAUGCGGCCGUGCUGGCCAUCACCUUCCGAUAUCUGUUGGUGUCGUUUAGCGCCGAACUGCCUUGGAGCACGUGUGAUCCCUCGUGGACGGAUUGUGUCAAUUCGAGCUUCAUUGGGACGUUUCCGAUGGGCAAUGGCACGAAGAUUCAAUCGUCGGCGGAGUUAUAUUUUCAGAAAACCGUGCUUCAAAAAGCGGAUUCCCUCGACGAUGGCAUAGGAAUGCCAGAUUGGAAAUUGGUUUUGUGUCUGGCGGUUUCAUGGAUUUGCAUCGUAGCCAUUAUCAUUCGUGGAAUUAAAAGCUCUGGAAAGUUCUCCUACUUUCUGGCUAUUUUCCCAUACGUCAUUAUCUUCAUCCUGCUGAUACGAUCUCUGACGCUGCCCGGUGCAUGGACGGGGAUUCUGUACUUUUUCCGACCACAAUGGGACAAGCUGCUGACUAUCGAAGUGUGGUACGAAGCGGUGACUCAGUGCUUCUUCUCGCUAACAAUUUGCUUCGGAGGACUGAUUGUGUAUUCAUCGUUCAACAAUUUCCAUAACAACAUUUACAGACACGCCGUAAUCAUCACCUGGCUGGACACGUUCACCUCAAUGAUCGCCGGAUGCAUCGUGUUCGGCAUCAUCGGUCAUCUGGCGCACGUUACCAACCAGGAGGACAUCCAGAAGGUGGUCAAAAGCGGUCCCGGACUAACGUUCGAAACCUACCCGGAUGCCAUCGCCAAGUUCGAUUUCGUUCCGCAGCUGUUCUCGGUGUUGUUCUUCUUUAUGCUGUUCCUGCUGGGAAUCGGAACACUGUUGGGUAUUGUGACGUCCGUCAUCACGGCCAUUCACGAUCAGAACCCCAAUUGGAAGCGAUGGAAGGUGGUUUUAGUGGUGUCAAGUGUUGGAUUUUGCAUUGGACUGGUGUACCUGACUCCAGGUGGGCUCUACAUUUUGGACCUUAUGGAUUACUAUGGAGCCACAUUCGUCACACUUACCCUGGCCGUCUUCGAACUGUUGACAUUUGCCUGGAUCUAUGGAGUUGACCGAGUUUGCAAGGACAUCGAAUUCAUGCUGGGCAUCAAAACAGGAUUGUUCUGGCGGAUAUGCUGGGGAGUAGUCACUCCCAUUGUCGUGUUGGUCAUUCUGCUAUUCAGUAUUAUCAAUUACGUUCCGAAGGACCUUCCUUCCGGAUACAAUGCCUUCGGAUGGUGUCUGUACACUGUGGCCGUGUUGCAACUUCCUGCUUGGGGAUUUUGGGCGUGGUACAAAAAUCCCAGCAGCGGUCCGAUCGCCAAGUUGCAAACAGUGCUGAAGCCUAUGAGCAACUGGGGACCGGAAGAUGCAACCACACGUGCCAAAUACAACAAUUUCAUCGACGAGCACGAGACAGCGCCUCCCUCAAAGGGAAGCUGCACUGGUGGAUUCGUUCGACGGAAACUGUUCGGUUAAUGGGAAAUCCACCCCCGCACCACCCACCACUAACGAUUCAUUCAGCAUCAGAUUUCACCAAUUAUUUCAGAUGGCGGACAUUGAUUAUUCGUAGCCGUCAUCACUUAGACUGUGGUACCUUCCUAUUUGAUAUUUAAAUUAUAUUGACGUAUGAGCGGAAGCUAAAGCGAUGUAUGAAAAGUGAGAAUGCUUGAAAAUAAAUUUAAGCGGAAUUUUGCGGAUCCCACCGCACGUAAUAAAAUUUUCAUCAGGUGUUUCAAUUGGGUUUAAAAAUAGCGCCAUUCAUGAACGGAUGUGAAACCGUACGCGAGCCAAUGCAUCAAGAAGGAAAUUUAGACACGUACUGUGACGAGUUCAUGUGGAAUAAAUUGGCGAAAUUAGGGAAAAUAUUUGAUGGAUUGUGUAACGAAUUGAUACGUCAAAUAAUGUUAACCCCCAACAAGAUACCAGUGGUGAAAAUUCAUCCAAAUCAGCUAUAAAGCAAAGGUAUUUCAUUAGCGUAUCGUUGCAGGAAGCCGUAACCGUUUGAGGUUUUGUUUAGGCAUCUUUGGUGACACUCGCUUGCGAGCGAUCACCAGUAAGGUAAGACUGCAUAAUAUACCCCCUUGGGUGGUUUUAAAAAUCGAUUUUGCUCAUCUAAGUCUGUAUCAUGUUCUGAGUGUUCUUCAAAAAUCUUGGAUAGAAACUGAUUUAGCACACGCCGUUUCAAGUUUGCAUGCAAAUUAGUAUGGAGAAAUCUUUUUUUUAAUUAUACUGAUUAUGGC
Molecule: messenger RNA, 3139 nt
Organism: Armigeres subalbatus
Lineage: Eukaryota; Metazoa; Arthropoda; Insecta; Diptera; Culicidae
Product: sodium-dependent nutrient amino acid transporter 1-like
Exons: 6
Coding region: 474-2375 (633 amino acids)
Biological process (GO): sodium ion transmembrane transport
Cellular component (GO): plasma membrane
Molecular function (GO): L-amino acid transmembrane transporter activity
Source: RefSeq, a predicted model, not a curated record